UAUAUAUAACGGUUCACCACCCACCGUCGCCGCCUUAUGCACAAAUCACCCUAAUCAGCACCCACCUAGCUGAAAAUAGCUUUCUGACCGAGUAGACGAGUCGAAUUAGUAUUUGAAAUGAGUGUAUGCCAAGCAAAUGAGAGCCACAACUGAGUGUAAGUGGGAGAAGCGUUCUCUUGCUAUGCUCGUGUGAAGCAUUUACCGCUACUCGUGAACAGUUGUAGGCGAUCGUGGCGAUAUUCGUGUAACGUUCGUGUUGAGUAAAGGAGAAAAUUUGAAAAAUUACUUUCAAAAAUUGUUCUUCGUAUUUGAAAUUUUUAAAACACUUCUACUCGGUAGCCUAUCCCAGACAGCAGAUACUACAACUGCGAACUAUGUACGCGCUGUCCGUUCGACGGGAUUAUUUAACGUUGAAAAUGGACUGCGCCGUUAGUCCAGUUUAUAAUAUGCUUUGAAAAUUAUUUUUUUUAGUUAACCAAAAAAAUACCGUUAAAAACUCUAGUGUAAGUGCAAGUGUUGCGAAAUCAUUACAAAAGUUAAAGUGAGUGAAAAUUAGUGUUUCUGAAAAGCAGAAAAUAAAAUUCCAAUCGAUGUGGCUCUACUAACCGUUCUCUAACGUUUUGGUGUUGGUGUCGGUGUCGGUGGCAUAGUUGUUGGUGUUGCAAAAUAGAUGCUGAUGCGUUGGCAAUUUCCGUGAAUUCAUCGUCAUCGUCAUCGUCAAUCGUUGUGAAAAUAAAUCAGUAUAUCCACGCAAGAUAUAACGGCAUUUAGUAUUACGAGGCGUGUUGCUGGCGUGGAAAUUUACGAAAUUGUCAAAAAAAUCGGAACAGUCAAAAAAUGGGCAAUCAACAGGGAAAAUUACAAAAUCAAAAUCAAAGCGGUAGACCUAAAAAAGUUGUUACUUGGAAAUCAGCAGAACGACCCUCUCCACCUGGACGUCCUGUGCUAAUACCACUUUCCGAACAGCAACCGGAUGUCGUCAACUUACGUUGGGAACGUCCGAAGCUGGAUGGCGGUUCUCCCAUUACAGGCUAUGUUGUCGAACAUCGUCGUAUGGGCUCGCCGCAUUGGGUGCGCGCCACACCUGUAGCAGUGCCCCAAUGCGAGGUAUCAAUUAGCGGUUUAGAGCCCGGUUGGCGUUACCAAUUUCGUGUAUUUGCCGAGAAUAUUGUGGGUCGCUCGGAUCCCAGUGAUUUGUCUGAUGCACUUACUGUCACACUUCAGCGCACCGCCAUCUGUGUACCGAGUUUUAUUGAGGAACUGCAGGAUCGCCAGGCCGUCGAAGAUGAACGUAUUGAAUUUCGUGUGCGUGUAGUUGGACAACCAGCACCUGAAAUCAAUUGGUUCAAAGACGGUUACGAAAUAUUCAGUAGUCGACGAACGAAAAUUUUAAACGACAACGACGUCAGUGUCUUGAUUAUUCACCAGGUGGCGCUCACCGAUGAAGGUGAAAUCAAGUGCACGGCGACAAAUCGAGCUGGCCACGUGGCCACUAAGUCCCAGCUAAUGGUGCAAGCACCACCAAAAAUACGUUUGCCACGCACCUAUGAAGAUGGUUUAAUCGUUGAGUCGGGUGAGGUAUUGCGUUUGAAGGUUGGUGUGGCUGGGCAACCAUCACCGGCUGUUACAUGGCUGCAUGAAGGCGAGGUAGUACCUAAUAGUGGACGCUUUGAAAUUUCAAACACCGACCGUAAUUCAUUGCUUAAGAUCGACAGUAUACAGCGCGAUGAUCGUGGCGAGUACAGUGUGCGCGCGUGGAAUCGGCUGGGCGAAGAUGUUACCUCAUUUCUGGUAACAGUUACCGCACGUCCGAAUCCGCCGGGCAAAGUGCAACUCAACAUGUCGUUUGGCAAGUCCGCGACGUUGUCGUGGACAUCGCCACUCGACGAUGGUGGAUGUAAAAUCGGCUAUUAUAUUGUCGAAUAUUUUCGUGUUGGUUGGAACGUUUGGCUCAAAGCGGCCACCACCAGGUCCCUCAGCACCACAUUACAUGACUUAAUCGAGGGUUCCGAAUAUAAAUUUCGGGUGAAAGCAGAAAAUCCGUAUGGCGUUAGCGAUCCUAGUGAGGAGUCCGAAGUGCUUUUCAUACCUGAUCCGAAACGUGGUAUUACGAAACCAAAGUCUGACACCAAAUUAACAGAAGAGAAAAACAAGCCAGCACCGCCACGUCGAAAAGCAUUAUCUCCGCCGCGUCCACAUGCAGAUGCGUCGACGGAAAUAUCACCUGGUGCUUUACGUAAGCCGAAACCGCAAUUAAUCGAUACAGAAGAUCUACAUCGGGAAAUGUCCUAUGGCGCUGCCGAUAAAGCGCUAAAGCUGGACACACGUCGUAGUCCGUCGAACCCUAAUACACAACAAAAAUCUGCGCCGAGCUCACCAAGCACUAAAGCUUUGUCGAUGAGCACAAAACCGUCACUCACAACGUCACCAACAUCGCCAACUGCAAAGUCACCACACCGUUCUCCGCUGGCUGAAAAGAAGUCGAUGCCACAAUUCUUGCAACAAUUAUUACCAUCUAAGGAUAAGUCGCCAUCACCAUCGACUCAAAAGAUCAACCCAGCAUUAGCAACACCAGAACCAGAACUCACACCCGAAAAACCGUCCACACCGGAGAUAUCUCGUUCCUCAUUACAUCGCAAACGUAGUCUUAGUCCAUUACGCAAGAGUCCCACUCCACCAGAAGUGAUUAACAAGACACCGGCUCUACAACGUAGUGCCGAACCCGUACAACUGGGUGUGAAUCAGCAAGUACGACGGCUUUCAGGUCACAGCCUCAGUCCUGCAAAAAAUGCACCAUCUUUAGCUGUAGCCAUAGCGACAGGCGCAUUAGGCACGAUGGGCAUGCAGGCAGAAAAGUCGCCCGAAUCAAAAAAGAGAGAGCGUAAGCAAAUUACCGAAAGAAAGGAACGGGCUGAAGUGAGUGAAACUACAAAACGCAUAGACCAAAAGUACAGGGAAGUUCAAAAAGAUCAACACGAGGAUUUCAUACAAGCAGAGAAAAGUGAACGUUUUAAUUCGCGAAAAACACAACACGAAGAGCUUGAAAGCCAACAACAAACGAAACGGCAGGAAAAAAGAGAUAGACUUGAGCAGACACAGAGAGACAAGCAUGCAGAGUGGAUUGAAUGGGUUGAAAAAGCGAACGGCAACAAUGCGGCACUUCAGCAUAAAAGUCAAAAUAAUAACAGCAAUAAUCACAAAAAGCAAAAUGUGUCAACCCUCACAAACCCAACCAUACAGAUAAGCGCACCUCCAACAAUAAAAGAGCCCAUUUCACCAUCUCCGCCCAAGAGUCCGCUCUCUCUAGCGGAGAAACAUGAUGAUGUACAUACCAGCAAUGAAUUUAUGUUGGUCGUCUUCGAUAAGCACAGUAAAGUUAAGGAUAAAAAUAAGCAAGACUCCUUUGAAUUGGAUUUAGAAGAUGCACUACAACCACCACCGAUUUCGAUCUCUUCACCCGAUCUCGCAUCACUCGAAUUUACAAAUCUGCACACCUUCCCGCUUCGGCGUUCGGUUAGCUCAACGGAGCUCUUGUACGAACGAGCCAUGGCACGCUUCUACGAAGCUGUCGAAUUGGAGGAAGCUGAAAAAGCGCGCAAGUUAAAAAGUAAACAAGAUAAAGAAAAUCAGCGAGAUAAUGAGAAAGUCUGGGAAAAGGAUAUUGAGAAACCAAUUGCUGGCGCAGGUUUACAACCACCUUUCGUGCGUAAGCGUCUCGGCUCUAUGACUGAAGCGGAGCGUUCAUCUUUCGAACGUCGCAGUGAGUUACGUCGUCAGUCCGAGAGCUUUGUGCAAGAUCUUAAAACGGCCGUAGCACGUUGGGGUUCACGUGAAAAUUUAACUGGCACGAAGCAGCUUUCACGCACGACGGGUAUGUUGCUAAACAAGAACGACAGUCGUGACGAAGCUGAGAGAGAAGAAGAAGAAGAUUACAAUGCUGAAGACUAUGAUGAUUUGUUAGAAGGCGACACCGCUAGCGGGUAUCAAGCUAGAGCGGAGCCGACAAACCAAGCAAGUUUCGAAAUUGAAUCGGACUACACUGAGAGUACAGCAAGCUCAGAAGAUGAUUCAAUUGAAAAAUUCAAAAUGGAAUUGAGAGCACGCACUAAAACACCUAGUCCACCGAGAGCUAGUCCACCUAGAGACCAUAUGGAAACUUAUCAUCCUCGUAAUAUGUCGGCUGGCGUGUUUACGCCAUAUCGCGCAGCUUUGCCGGAUAAUGCCGCAGUGGUGCUUACACGCCCAGCACCGCUCACUGAUCCGGAUUUUGUGCCGAAACCGAUUUUGAAACGACCAUCCAAUGAGAAUGUGCAGCCACUAGUCGAGGCGGAACCACAUAACAAUAGCAAUAAUAAUAGUAAUAAUGAUGUAAGAAAGAAUAGUUUGGAGAACAUAGAAAGCAUUAGCGACAACAAUAAAAAUCAAACCGCCAAUAACACUGCCAGCCAGGAGAAGUCAGGUUUUGCCGAAAGUUUCAUGUCAUUCUUCAAGCGUGAUACGCGUACGAACACCGAGAAAGGUAGCGAAGAAAAUUCCAGUAUCAGCGGUCUUACAGAUAAACCAAUACCGUUAAGCCCCACUGUUGUCGCUGCAGAAUUGGAAGCCCAACGUAAGGCUAAAGAAGCGGAGAAUGCCAAACGACAGGAAGCCGAACGUGUCAUGCGUGAAGAAGCUUACGCCGUUGUAGAUCACUACAGCGAUAUUGUAAGUCAAGUUAGUACCACACGCAAGUACCACACACCAAUCUAUCUUGACAAGAAUGAACUGAAGAAGACAGGUGACAAUAGAGAUUAUGACGACGAAAUGCACAUGCGUCGCUCACAAUCACCAGAUGGGGGUCUUAUACCACCGAUUAGUAAUAAACCGCGUCUCUCAAUAUCCGAGCGUGGACAAUUGGUGCACGUACGUGAAACCGGCAGUGGCAUGGCAUACACCGAACACGCUAAAGAAGCGGUGCCAGAUACACCAACACCGAGUGAGGAUAGCUCACUAGCGUUCACCAUGCCACCAGUGAAGGAGAACAAACCACCAACUAUUAACAACAAAAUACUCCCCAAUACUAUAGCACCCACAAGCUCAACAAUAAUGUCGGAACUGCUGGCAAACGAUGAUAGCACCACCGCUGAAGUAAUCAGCGAAACCACCUACGAGCGUCCCGAUUCCCGCGGACGCACACGCAUCGUCAAAGUGAAGCGUAUCAUUAAGAAACGCGUACCAUCACGUUCCCGAGACGCUUCACUUAACCGACCACCAUCCAGCGCUGCAUCGCAGCAAGAUAUAGAUUUCGAUAUUCCCAUCGAAGCGCAAGCGCCGGUCAGGCGACGCGUGCUCUCACGUACACGUACCUCUACCGGUCAAUCAAAGUCCCCCGGACCCUACGGCAGACGUCCACUACCAGCACCGGCAACCGGUACUGGUGUAUUGCCGCCAUCACCAGAAGUACAACUCUCUAUGGUCGCUAGUGAGAAGUUGGAGUUGGAGACGAAGAGCGUUGAACAGCUGGAGGAAGAGACGCAUGAAAAAGUUCGUUCAGCGCUGAGUUAUUCCACUGAUUUGGUUCUCUUUAUGGUGGCUUGCUAUGUUUACCUCUUCAAGGAUGCUUGGCUAGUUUUGCCCAUAUUAUCUUUGAUGAUAUACAGACAACUAGGAGAUUUCCUUAAUGAUUGCAUACCAAAAUGGAUGAAACGAAAAAAGAAUUGAUAAAGAGAAAGUAUAAAGAAAUUGAAAAUCGUGUGGCUAAACAAAGACAAAACAACACUGGACAUACUACAGAGAAUAUGAGAAAUUUCAUAACAGAACACAUAACGGAUGCAUGGCAAUUGUUGGAGAGCAAGAGCGCUUUUACACGAAGAGCAGUGAAAAGCAGACGAAGUGUUUUGCCCGGUCCUUAGCGAUUUUUUUUUUUAGCUUUAAAGGAAAGGAAAUGUGAAAUAAGGAAUUUAAUUGAAAUAUGAAGUGAAGUGAAAAAAUUGUAUUAAAAAUUAAAAAAGUCAUGAAAUCAUAACAUAAUAUUAUAUAAUAAUUAAAUUAUGUAUAAAUAAAAUAUAAUAUAUAGAGUAAACAUAAAUUUAAACAACAC
Messenger RNA from Bactrocera oleae (olive fruit fly), 6079 nucleotides. RefSeq names its product myomesin and myosin binding protein (gene MnM). The record is from RefSeq and is a predicted model, not a curated record. NCBI's taxonomy places the organism in Eukaryota, Metazoa, Arthropoda, Insecta, Diptera, Tephritidae. Gene Ontology annotation, molecular function: protein binding.